GAGAGAGAGAGAGAGAGAGAGAGAGAGAGAGAGAGAGAGAGAGAGAGAGAGAUUGGCGUCCAGUCCGUGCGUGUCGGAGAAUAGCGGUCUUAUGGGACAGAGAUGGGAGAGGUGUUCCGUUUCUUUACCAGCCUAUGAUACUGACAUAGCCCCCAGGAUGGAUCUAACCACCCGGAAAAUGAUGCUUCUGAUCGGCCUCAGCUGCCUCUGGCUCCAAGUGUUUUCAGAGGUGGUAGCUGAUGACAGUUAUUUAAACGAGGUGCAAAACCCAGCCCCUCUCUCCUGUUUGGAGGGUUUUACAGAGCUGGGUUACUAUAACGGCUCUGUGUCUCAGACGGACUCUGGCGCUCUCUGCCUGCGGUGGACAGAGUUUCCAGACUACGUGCUGCAGUACCCCGGUCGAGGCCUUGGGGAGCACAGCUAUUGCCGUAACCCUGACAGAGAGUCCAACCCGUGGUGCUUCUUCAGACAGACCUCUGGGGCCAUCGGCUGGGCCUACUGCGACUGCCACCAGGGUGCAGCUCGGCUGGUGGGCGGGACAUCGUCAGGAAGUGGACGUGUGGAGGUGUACCUGAAUGGCCAGUGGGGGGCAGUGUGUGACUCUCAUUGGACAUACAGAGAUGCCAGUGUGAUCUGCAGACAGCUGGGACUGGGGGAGAUCGGCACAGCGUUGAAGCGCUCCCGGUUCGGCUCAGGCUCCGGUCUCUUCCACUAUGAGCGGCUGGGUUGCCGUGGUGAUGAGAGCUCCAUCAGCCAAUGCCGGAGCAGGACAUUUGUUACCGGGGAUUGUAGCCAUGGAAACGAGGCGGGAGUGGUGUGUGCUCCACCAGAAGGCAGUGGUCCUCCUCUACGAUUGGUUGGAGGAGAGGAAGACUUUGAGGGGCGUGUGGAGGUGUUUCACGGCAAUAGGUGGGGCUCCGUCUGUGAUGACCAAUGGGACCACAGAGACGCAGAGGUGGUCUGUCGACAGCUGGGCUUCGGGGGCGUGGCGAAGGCCUGGUCGUGGGCCCACUUCGGACAGGGCUCAGGUCCCAUUCAAUUGGACGCCGUAAGGUGUACAGGAAAUGAACUCUUCCUGGACCAGUGUCUUCAUGGAGACUGGGAACAACACAACUGUGACCAUAUGGAAGACGCUGGGGUGUCCUGCAGCCCCUACACAGACGGUGUGGUCCGGUUGGUAGGAGGAGACAGUCCAUGGGAGGGUCGUGUGGAGGUGUUCCACUCUGGGGACUGGGGUACGGUGUGUGAUGACCACUGGACUCAACAACACGCACAGGUGGUCUGUCGACAGCUCGGAUACAGGGGGCAUGCUGAGGUGAUGGCUGACAGAACGUUUGGCAAGGGUUCUGGUCUCAUCCUAUUGGACGAUGUUCGUUGUGAGGGAACGGAGUCGUCCCUGCUGGACUGUCGCCAUGGCAUCUGGGGCCGUAGCGACUGUUCCCAUGGAGAGGACGUGGGCGUCCGUUGCAGGGCCGGAGCUAAAGAAGAAGAGACCAAUGAGGUCCCGGCUGUCGCACUUGCCACAGGUCCCCUGGUGCGUCUGGUAGGGGGUGGUAGCCAUAAGAAAGGUCGUGUGGAGGUGUAUCUCCAUGGAGACUGGGGAAGUAUCUGUGACUCAGGCUGGAACGACCUGAACGCCGCCGUGGUCUGCAGACAGCUGGGCCACAGUGGUCAUGCAGUAGCGGUGGAUGGGUUCGGUUGGGGAAAGGGUCCUGUCCACCUGGACCAGGUGAGGUGUAGGGGGAAGGAGGACUUCCUGGGGGAGUGUCCGUCUCUGGGCCGGAGCCCUGCGGGCUGCAGACGGAGAGAGGAUGCAGGGGUGAGCUGCGACUCCGCCCCCCAGUCAACAGAGGGCCAAGCCAGGCCAAGUGAGCGCACCUGUGGAGUGAGGAAGAUUGUGGCGGAAAAGAACGAGAGGAAGAGUGGAGUGGGAGGAGGAGGAGAGAAUAUACUCAGGACGUCGUGGCCGUGGCAGGUGUCAGUGUGGUUGGGUUCUGAGGGGAAAGAUGGCCAUCCUAUUUGCAGUGGUACUCUGAUCUCUCCCUGCUGGGCGCUCGCCUCCGCUCACUGCUUCACCAGGUUUGGUAUUGACCCAUCCCAGUACGUGGUGCGUGUGGGGGGUUCUGACCGAACUCUGACCCUGGAGAAAGUGGUGGUCCACAGGAAGUUCAGGUCAGAUCAGGGCCCUGGGGGUCAUGACCUGGCCCUGCUGAGGCUGCCCAGCCCCAAGGGUCACUGUUUGACUUUUGACCCCCACACCAAUGCUGCCUGCCUCCCCACCCCGGACACUGCGGGUGGCAAGACCCCCUCCACCUGCAUCGCUGCGGUUACCGCAGGGUGGGACGGCCCAGAUGCUGUGCUUCAGUCCUGGGUACCCCUCCUGUCGUCAUGGCAGUGUAAGAAGCGUUAUGGGGAUGGUUACUCCUCCCACGGCACGCUGUGCGCCGGCAGCCCCCCCGACACACGCCGUCUCCACAGGAACAACGGUUGCCAGGGCAACUGGGGUGGCGGGCUGGUGUGCCAGGGAGACGGGGGGCGAUGGGUGUUGACCGGGAUUGUCUCCGGGGGUUACGGUUGCAGCGACCCCUCAACCCCGGCGCUCUACACACGGGUUGGCCGGUUCCGGGGCUGGAUUGAGGAGGUCACACACACACACACACACACACACACGCAAGAGCGGGAGCAGGAGCGGAACACAUACAGUCAGGAGCACGAGGAGCUCAAACACACACAGGAUCAGCUCACACACACGGAGGAGCGGAGAAUACUUGCAUACGAUUAUGACGAGCUGCAACACACACACUCCCAAGAGCAGAGCACACACACUGAUGAUCAAUUCAUACACACACAGCACAACAAUAAACAUACACACGAUCCCAAUGAGCAUAAACACACUCACACUCACAAUCAGCACGCACAUACACACACGCACGAUAAACACACACACACCCACGAAGCAGUCACACACACACACAACCUGGUCUGAUCCAGGACACUCCAUUGGCUCACCGGCCGUGCCAUGUGACUUUAAGAGGAAGAGGAGGAAGAAUAGAUGAUAAUGGAGGAAGAGGAGGACAUGUUGGAAAAGGAGGGGGAGAAAGAGAAAAAGACAACAAGAGAAAAGGAGAGAUCCUCCUCUUCCUCCUGAUCCAGAUGAUGUAAACCAUAUUAAUGUAAACUCUGGCUGAUUAUGAUCAUAAUGUACUCAGACUGGGCAGACGUGUGUGUUACGCAAGCUGUGGGGUGUGUGCAUGCACGUAUGGGUGCCAUAUGUGUGUGUAUCAUUUGUGUGCGUAGGAGGGGAGAUGGGAUGCUGUAUUGAUAAUGUGUAGCUAGACAACAUGUUUUAGGUAGUCUUUUCUCUGACAGUGGGGUUGGCCUUUUUAUUUAUGGUCUUGUAAUGCCCUAUUUAAAUGUGAAGUCCAUCCAGACUGAUCGGUUAUUCCUUAACCAGUGUAAAAAAAUAAAAAUGCUGCUGUUCAAAAGCUGUUCUCGACUAUCUAAUACCACAGUUGUAUUGCUGAAGAUGCUAUUUACUCUACCUUGGAAAUGGACUGGACUUUCUCUUCUUUCAAAUGUGAACUGGACAGCUCUUCUCUCUCGUUUCAAAUAAACUGGACUUUCUUGGGGGCUCAAAGCCGGACUCUUUGGGGGACAGCAGUUAGCCUUGAAGUGCGGGCCAGUAACCUGAGCUUAAUGGUUCCAGUUCCCAACUACCAUUGUGCCCUUGAGCAAGACACUUUACUGCUUGAACAAAUUGCUCCAGGGAUUCUGCACUGUGGCAUACGCUGUGCCUCUCAACCGCAUUGCAACAUCACAAAAAAAAGACAAUAAAAUUCUAUGCUACUGUACUCUAUUCCUAUUGUACUAUGUUCCUCUCUCUCUCGUCAAAGCCAUAGAGCCAAGGGAUGGAUGGAUCAUAUUAUUUUUUUUGUACUGAUCUCCCUGAACUGUUCUAGUUGUUAACAUUGUGUGUAAAUAGUUCUGAUUGUUUGUGUGUUUUCGUUAAUUAUUGUCUGAUUUCGAUGGCCAAACAGUUAGACUUCCUGUAGUUGAAUGUUCCUCUCUCUGUUCUCUGAGCGGAUGUGUGUGAUCUAACCAGUAGACGGCUAUAUUGUGGUAUAUUCAGAGCCGUAGUUUAUCAUACGCUUAAGGGAGAAGUUGUCCCUAACCACAGAUCUAGGAUCAGAUUAGCCAACUCCAAACCUUAGCCAUUAGGGAGGAUACAAAAAGAUAUGACCCAGAGCCAGUGGUUAGGGGCAAUAUCUACCAACCCCACACAGUAUAUGGCCCUGAUUGUUUUCUGUUUUUGUUUUUUACUGGAUGGACUUGCUCAAUCGUGUGCUGUGCCCUGGUGUUGUGUAGCAUCUUGUAUUCUAUAACUAAUUGUUUCUCUCAAACAGGAAAUGCGCCUAUGCCUCUUUUUUAAACCUCUACAGACUCCUUCCUAUCCAGUAACAUGAUGUGGUAUCUACUAUAUAAUCAUUUCAUGAAACUCCUCCCUGAGACUUGACGUUUGAAUAAAACACUGUCCAGAGAAUCAUACUAAGUCAAUGUAAGUGUUUACAUAGCUGGACAUAUUCCACCAAACCCGCAUUGCAUAAUGUACACAGUGUGUGUCUGUGCACAUAGGCAGCAGUAGUAAACACAGACACUAUGUAAACAAUGCUUUUGUGGGUUUGAUUGAAUCCCAGCCAGAGGGUUUAUGUCUCUGUUUAAAGCUGUGAAGAGUCUGACUCAGUAGAAAUGUAAAACUGUCUUACAGCCAUCUGCGUGUUCCUCUGACUGGUCUGUCUCUGUACUGAAACAUGGUGGACUAUUAAAAGAGAACAGGUCCUGU
Messenger RNA from Coregonus clupeaformis (lake whitefish), 4840 nucleotides. Its product is annotated as neurotrypsin. The coding region runs from base 92 to 2986 and encodes 964 amino acids. The transcript is spliced from 14 exons. Gene Ontology annotation, cellular component: membrane. Gene Ontology annotation, molecular function: serine-type endopeptidase activity. Gene Ontology annotation, biological process: proteolysis. Lineage: Eukaryota; Metazoa; Chordata; Actinopteri; Salmoniformes; Salmonidae. The record is from RefSeq and is a predicted model, not a curated record.